AUGAUGCUACAGGUCAGCGGCGACGAUCCUUACGCAGUGCUGCGGACUCUGCCCGAAGCAUUGCCUUCUCAGCCUCUGCUUCACCUUGCAAUCACCAGGAGGGUUUCGAAUGCUUCAUCUUCUGGCACCACAACACACAACAAAGGUGCUGACAGUGGGAUACAUCCGCUAUGGACAUCCGAAGCCGUCUUUCCUCCCUCAAUCACAUCAUCUCUCCAAGCCACCGAAUACAAGCCUUCCGCUGUGCUGCCAACACUUCAGGCUCUUUCGGCUUCAUCGCCCUUGGCGCACUGGCAACAGAACUCUCCCUCAGAGCCACUGGCUGCAGCAAACAUGACGCCAGAGACUGUGAUUUCGACCACCCCAGACAGACCGGCUCGACAAAGAUUCAUUGCAGUGCAAGAAACACGGCGCGAAACUUACCAAGUACUCCCUAUAACAUCAGGCGGGCUCGAAUAUCACUCCCCCACCCCACCGACCUGGCAAGCACUUGACAAGAGCCGGUUGGAACAGCUCUCCCAGAACAGUUUGCAGGAUUCUGAUACAUCAAGCGAACACAGAGCUCCCGCCUCUACGGUUUUCUGUUCUCUUAAUAAUCAUGUCAACUCAGCGUGGAGCCAGGCUUUUGUCAACCAUGUUAUUCGUACUCGAACCCUCCUCGCGACAUCAUCUUAUGAGCUAAUCCUUCCGAUGAGCAUGGACUGUGAUUAUGUUCGGACUGCGACUCAACUAGUGAUCUCGUUUUAUACGCCAACGAGCGCAAUGCGUCAGCACAACGAUUUGUUUCUGUUUGCUGACGGCAUGAAGCAUACUCGGAACAUCCCAGAGCACCUCUUCGCUAUAUUACUGCUCUAUGUCCACUAUUGCGUCGUGCACAGGCUGAACUGCGCAUCAGCCUCACGAUUUCUUGCCUACCAGCUGAGACAGGGCAUUGCACUUGAGAAAUAUCCCCUGCCACGUCAUGAUGCAGAUGAAAACAACCAGAUCCUCCUGGAGAUUGAGAAGCUGCAGCAAAUCGUCUGUGGCGCAGGAGGGGAGGCGAGCCUGGUAGUUGGCCAAAUCGCCGCAACAUACCAACUCGCCGCGCAGCUCCUCGUCUACAUCAGGCUCUUCGGAUAUACGCCCAGUCAUGAGACUGUGUGCCCCAAAGUCAGCGAACUUACCGAACUCUUGUUCCAGCUGCCUACAGAAGCUAGUCCACUACAUCGAGCUAUGGACCCUUUAUUCAGUGUGGUGGUUUGCUUUUGUCUUACCGUCGACGAAGAUGUUGCGAACAGGCUUCUGGAUCGCUCACUCGGGCUCAGGCGUGGCAUGAAAAGUGACGAAACUUUCAUGAAUGAAACCACCCCCAUCCGACACAGUGAAGAUUGCCAUCACGACUGGGCACUCGACGAGAUCUGGGCACAAGUUGACACCGAUAUAGAUGAGAAGGGGCACGGAGGGGAAGAUGGUGAGAGAGGGGCGGAAAAAGUCGGUGACACGCAGGGCGAGGAGGAAGCCAAAGAGGAGAACAAGGAUAGCAAGAAAAGCCCAAGAUUGGACGAUAAGGACCAAGCGAGGAAGCAGGUUGUGUUUGGGCCAGAUAUCCCCCAGCCAUCUAUCGAACGUGGCGUCGGCGAGGGGGCAAGCGGUGAUGGCAAUUUCUUCGUGCCCGAAAACCAGGAUGCUGAGAAGUCUGACGCGGAUGCUGCCUUCGUCGACCCAGAAUACGGCAGACCACUGUUUUCUCUUCCCGAACCUGGGUCGCCCGAGGAUGGCGAAACGGUCGCAUGGGCCAAAGGGAACGGCGAUGGGAAGAUGUUCAUUAACAGAUGCGGAAAGAAGAGUGCAGGGACUUACCGCGUCAACAACAGGGCUUUAUCACCCAAGUACGAAACAACAAAAGAACAAAAGGCGAGCGGUGAUGGGAAGAUCAUGAUUCGCCGUAUAAUUGCAGUUGCAUGGACGAACUCCAAUUUGCAACACAGCACAGAAGAUUUGGAAUUGAUAAAAC
Messenger RNA from Diaporthe amygdali, 1993 nucleotides. RefSeq lists its product as uncharacterized. The record is from RefSeq and is a predicted model, not a curated record. The transcript is spliced from 7 exons. The annotation marks the transcript as partial. Lineage: Eukaryota; Fungi; Ascomycota; Sordariomycetes; Diaporthales; Diaporthaceae.